This is a messenger RNA of Odocoileus virginianus texanus, 1254 nucleotides long. RefSeq names its product calcium homeostasis modulator family member 6 (gene CALHM6). NCBI's taxonomy places the organism in Eukaryota, Metazoa, Chordata, Mammalia, Artiodactyla, Cervidae. Gene Ontology annotation, molecular function: monoatomic cation channel activity. The record is from RefSeq and is a predicted model, not a curated record. Gene Ontology annotation, cellular component: plasma membrane.
AAUAAGAAAGUGAAAGCUCAGGAAAUCCUGAGAAACCCUCUUCCCUUUUUUGGAAGGGGCUACUUGGCGGGGCACGGGAAAACCCCAGAUCCCCCCAAAUCAUUUGAGGAGCUGGGCGGCGAAGAGGGAGAAGCGGCCGGGCCUGGUCCACAGCGCCCUGGGGUAGGAGAACCAUGGAGAAGUUUCGGGAGGUGUUGGACCUGCACCUCAAACACCGCAGCGCUCUGGGCUACGGCCUGGUGAGCCUGCUGACGGCGGGCGGGGAGCGCAUCUUCUCCACCGCGGUGUUCCGAUGCCCGUGCAGCGCCGCCUGGAACCUGCCCUACGGCCUGGUCUUCCUGCUGGUGCCGGCGCUGGCGCUCUUCCUGCUGGGCUACGUGCUGAGCGCGCGCACCUGGCGCCUGCUGACCGGCUGCUGCGCGCGGGGCCGCGGCGCGGGGCUGCGCGGGGCCCUGGUCUUCGCGCAGAUCAGCGCCACGGCCGCGGUGGCGCCGCUCACCUGGGUGGCCGUGGCGCUGCUCGGGGGCGCCUUCUACGAGUGCGCCGCCAGCGGGAGCGAGGUCCUGGCGCGGCACCUGUGCCAGGGCCGCGACCCGCGCUGCGCCGCCCAGCUGCCGCUGGUGCCCUGCCAGCAGGCCCAGGCGCCCGACGUGAAGGAGCUGCAGAAGGAGCUGCAGAAGGAGCUCACGGCCCACUCGCAGGUGUUAGGCUGGGUCCUGAUAGCAGUUGUUAUCAUCCUCCUCCUGAUUUUUACAUCAAUCAGUCGGUGCCUGUCUCCAGUUAGUUACCUGCAUCUGAAAUUUUGGAAAAUCUACUUGCAACAGGAGCAGCAGAUUCUUAAAAGUCAAGCCACAGAACAUGCAACGCAACUGGCAAAAGAAAAUGUCAAAUGUUUCUUUGAGUGCUCACAGCCACAGGAAUACAACACUCCGAGCAUUAAAGCCUGGCAGCAGAUUUCAUCACUAUAUACUUUCAAUACAAAGGAGCAGUACUACAGCACUUUGCACAAGUAUGUGAACAAAAAACAGAAGAAUCAAUGUAGCACGUCUUCUGAAGAAGAUGCAAUGGUUCCUGUUCUUGGUUUUGUAGAUUCAUCUGAUAUGAACAGCACUGCAGACUUAUGACCUUGUUAAUGAAUGGGAAAAGAAAGCUCUUCUGAAUUAUUGAUUGCUUUAAAAAAAAUAAAUCUGGGUAUUGUUUAUGACUCCUCUGUUUGAUCUUCCAAGUUAUGGAAACAUAGAAUAUUAAAUAAAA